GACUGCCAAGGGGGCCUCUAGGGACCAUCAUCGUCCCCCAGGACAAAGCCUGUGAUCCAGGUAUCUCCCUCAGACAGAUUUUUAAAUUUCCCAGAAUUAACUUUUCUGUGAAACUCUCCUAGGCCACUCCCCCUGAUGCAAUAUCUGGGUUUGGGCAGAAAGGAGGGUGCUGCACAGCCCGCCUCUUCUGAGCUGUCUGGGCUGGCUCCUCUUUCCAGAACAAUUUAGGCUUUACAGCGACUCAGACCUCAGCCCCAACAUCUGUGUGCCGAAGCAAGGAUGGCUGAGAUGAACAGAGUGCUACAUUUUGGAAGGUAACCACGUUCCAGGUCAAGCUGAGUCUGCCACAGAUCCUCACGAUGUUUCUAGAAGAAAUCGCAGCAAGUCUUAUGUGGUUUUCCUACGCCUUGAUUCCUUGCUUGCUCACAGAUGGAGUGGCUGUUCUGCCUGCCCCACAGAACAUCUCAGUGCAGUCAACCAACAUGAAGCACAUCUUGACCUGGAGCCCAGUGAUGGUGCCUGAAGAAAUAGUAUACUAUUCUGUCGAGUACCAGGGAGAGUAUGAGAGCCUAUACAUGAGCCACAUCUGGAUCCCCAGCAGCUGGUGCUCACCCACCACAGGUCUUGAGUGUGACAUCACUGAUGACAUCACUGCCACUGUGCCAUACAACCUCCGGGUCAGGGCCACCCUGGGCUCACAGACCUCGGCCUGGAGCACCCUGAAGCACCCCUUUAAUCGAAAUUCAACCACUCUCAUCCCACCUGGAAUGGAGGUCACCAAGGAUGGCUUCCACCUGGUUAUUAAGCUGGAAGACCUGGGGCCCCAGUUUGAGUUCUUCGUGGCCUACUGGAGGAGGGAGCCUGGUACCAAGGAACACGUCAAGGUGGUGAGGCCUGGGGGUAUUCCAAUGCACCUGGAAACCAUGGAGCCAGGGGCCACAUACUGCGUGAAAGCCCGGACAUUUGUGAAGGCCAUCGGGCGGUACAGUGCCUUCAGCCAGGCAGAGUGUGUCAAGGUGCAAGGAGAGAGCCUGCCCCUGGCACUGGCCCUGUUUGCAUUCGUGGGCUUCAUGCUCGUCCUCGUGGUUGUGCCGUUCUCCAUCUGGAAAAUGGGCCGGCUGCUCCGGCGCUCCUGUUGCCCUGUGGUGGUGCUCCCUGACACCUUGCCAGCAAGACUGUCACUGUUCAUGGCACCAAGAGAGACCUGCUUUCAGACACAGAAAUGCAAAAAAUGGGAAAUUCACCCAGAGACAUUCCCUUCUUCCAAGUGUCAACUUUUGGUGGCUCUCCAGUGACUUAUGGAAGUCAGUUUUAUAUUUUGAUUUGUUUUUGAAAUUGUUAUCUGUGAAACGAUUGGUGCUCCUCUUGCCAUAAGUGGAAGCAGAGCCCUGCAAUAAAAGAAGAAACCCUGAGUGAACCCCAAAUGAUGAUGUUGGGAGGGGUGCAUCCCUGGUUCAGCUGGUCCCCAGCUCUUCUUUCCCACAGAUGGUGAAAUGUCCAGCCUCCUCAGCUGGACUCCAGUAGUGACCCUUUGUGGUUUUCCUCUCAACUCUGACCCCUUGCUUACCCUCUACUCCAAGGCUAUUCCAUUCCUAACACCUUCCCUCAUUUUCCCUCUUUUGGUCCUGAAUUCAGUGACCCAGCAGAGUUGCCUCCCAGAACCCAGUGCGUUGUUAGGGAGCCACAGAGUGAGGGGCCAGGGAAAUAACCAUAUAAAGGGUCCAUUUCCGAUAGAAUUUCAGGUGCACAAGAAAAGCCUUCAAAUGGCAAGAGCUCCUGGGAAUCCUAAUGCAUGAUGAGCCACACCCUAAAAAUAAUUUUUAGAGGAAAUCAAGCAACUGAGUGAGACCAGAGACAAGGAGAUUCUAUGAGAGACCCCUUUGGUUGAUGGAAGAUAUGCCACGACCCUUGGUCACAUUUUACUUCUCUGUUCUCCUUACCAUCCUUUCUACAUCACUCCAGUGUCUGUUCCACAUGCAUUCCUUUCCAUAAGGCUUUUAAUUCCUUUUCUUUUUCUCCCCAGACUUCAAUGCAUACGCAUUUCCCAUGGUGCUAUGUGAGAACUAGAUCACUAGUGUCCAUCAAACCCCCAAAAGAUUUUGGACCUGCACCUCACCACCAUCCCCCCACUCUCAGCCUUGACUUUAGUAUAGCCUAGCUGCACUUCAGCAUUUGCAUUAGUUACAGAUAAUCCUCCAAACUAUUAAAAAGCAACUCCCAGCCAACCCUGCAAAAUCCACACAUCUUUCCAAUUAAACCAUGGAAAAUUACCAAGUGGAAAUCCUUGACAAGGUCUCAAAAAGUCCUAUUGAGUUUGUAAGUGUUUCAUUUAUCUGUUUGGAUUAAACAUUUCAUGUCUACAUCUAUAAUUUUACAGUUGGUGAUGGCUGCACUAUGAAAUAUACUAUUAAGAAUGUCUUUCCAUUCAAGUUUUUAUCACCAAAGUAACAGUCUAAAGCAAAAAAUAUAUAUCCAAGGAAAAUGAUAUUAAGACUUCUCAGUGUGUAUUUCCCAUUUUAAAAUAUAAUGUCUUCUCCUUGUCUCUCAUCCAUAAUUGCUUCAUGGGGAUGGAGGCUUUGGUCUUAAAGGGUCUUCCUUUCCUUUAUGUGGCACACUUUAUUCUUUUUCUCCCUGAUGUCACAUUCCACUGCAACGUGGACAGCGAGAAUAAAGAUGGCCUCAAGUUAGGCAUUCUUCAAUGGACCAUCCCAAGUCUGACUUUAUGUGCUUCAUAGAAUGUGGAGCUCAGAUGCCUCUGGGGCCCAGACAGGUGGAAAAUAAAAAAAAAAAAAAAGAGUAUACAGUGCCAUAAAUGUGAUUUAACAGGGAGAGAUAGAUAUGAGGACCAUGGCAAACAUGUGUCAACUAAAGAAAGCAGCUGCUUCUCAGUUCAACAAGGUUGCUGCCAAGCGGGACUAUGAGCCAGCACUCCCUGGGCUCUGCAUGGAAAUGAGAAACCAAAAAUCCAGAUUUUGUAAUAAAUCUCCAGAUAUAAAUGUU
Messenger RNA from Phacochoerus africanus (Common warthog), 3000 nucleotides. It is a transcript of the gene IL20RB, whose product is annotated as interleukin 20 receptor subunit beta. Gene Ontology annotation, molecular function: interleukin-20 binding. The record is from RefSeq and is a predicted model, not a curated record. The transcript is spliced from 7 exons. Lineage: Eukaryota; Metazoa; Chordata; Mammalia; Artiodactyla; Suidae. Bases 360 to 1295 code for a protein of 311 amino acids.